Messenger RNA from Momordica charantia (bitter melon), 474 nucleotides. RefSeq lists its product as uncharacterized. The record is from RefSeq and is a predicted model, not a curated record. Lineage: Eukaryota; Viridiplantae; Streptophyta; Magnoliopsida; Cucurbitales; Cucurbitaceae.
AUGACUGCCUACAAGACUCCAAUAGGAACAUCCCCUUAUAAGCUAGUCUUUGGGAAGGCAUGUCAUCUCCCACUUGAGCUGGAACAGAAGGCAUUUUGGGCUGUGAAGAUGUUGAAUAUGGAUCUAGAAGCAGCAGGAGAAGCGAGAAAAUUUCAGCUAUUGGAGUUGGAUGAAUUCAAAAAAGAAGCUUACGAGAACGCAAAGGUUUACAAAGAAAAGAUCAAAGUGUGGCAUGACAGAAGAAUAAAGCCAAGAACAAUUGAGGAGGGACAGAAGGUGUUGUUAUUCAACUCAAGGUUGAAGUUGUUUCCUGGAAAGUUGAAAUCAAGGUGGUCAGGACUAUUCACAGUGAUGAAGGCAAGGGAAAAACUCUACCAGUUCACUGCUAUCAUCGCUAAAGCAGAGUCGGGGGAAGUUGAGAAAGUGUGGUCAACCUCGUCGAUGCUGGAACAUAAACCAGGAAUACGAAAAUGA